AAAAAGGACCCGAUUAAGUACAUCAGUUUGUUGUAUUAACGCGUCGGAUAAUCAACACGCGAGCGUUAAUUUAUCAUUUGCGAAGUGGAUGGAUACAUAUCGAUAUUAACUAGUUCAUAAGAUGAUUAAUAAAACACCGACAGCGAGAAAAAAUUGUUAGUUUCGCGAAAAUAUUUCUGUGUGUGGUAAUUAGCUCCCGAGUUUACUGGACGUUCAUAUAAGUGUGAAUUGUGGCGCGACGAUGGAGAAAAAAAUUGCCAAAGAAUUAUCAUCCAAAGAACGAAUUUGGAAUAGCGAUGAAUUCUCCUAUGGUGUAAUUGGCCAAACCUCUAAAAUUAAAUCAAUUAUCGAUGGCACUAAAAAGAAACCAGAAGAAACACAAGAAGAGGACGAUGUAGUCUCGAAAGCAAUAGGAGAGUUCGGCAGGUGGCAACUGCUCAUCACACUGCUCCUCUCCCUUUUUAACAUACCAUGCACGUGGCACAUAUUCGCGCCAACUUUUCACGUUGGAGAAAAAAGAAACGUUUGGUGUGCGCGGCCAGAAAAUUUUAAAGACGUCCCAUUUAGUGAGUGGAUGAACUGUAGUGGACAAAGUGAACAAGAAUAUUGUACAGUUUUAGACGUUACCGGAAUAAAAGACAUUAAAACAUUGUGCAGUGCGAGUAUAAAUGCUUUAAAUAGAGUCAAGUGCAACAGUUGGGAAUUCGAUGGAGAAGGUUCCAACAUAAUCUCUGACUUCAACCUAGUCUGUGAUAGGAAAAGUUUACAAAAUUUAGCCGAAAUGAUGUUCCUUGCCGGAGUCGCUCUUGGAGGUCUUGUCAGUGGUAUCAUCUCUGACAAAUAUGGAAGAAAAAGGACGUUGAUGAUAUCUGUUACUCUACAGACCAUACUCGGUACCGCUAUCGCAUUUACUCCUUGGUUCUUCUUAUACGUCAUUCUAAGGGCGUUUUUGGGAUUCAUCUCCGUAUCUGUGGUAUUCAGUGGUUUCGUGCUGUCCAUUGAACUUGUUGGAGGAGAAUGGAGGACUGUAACUGGCAUCUCGUAUUUACUUCCAGUGUCUAUGGGCUACGUGACCGUAGCUGGUAUAGCCUGGCUGUUACGAGAUUGGAGACAUUUUCAGCUAGCAAUAUCACUUCCAGGAUUUCUCUUCAUUGUACUUUGGUGGGUCCUUCCCGAAUCCCCAAGGUGGCUUCUCGUUCUUGGAAAAACAAAACUAGUAAAAAAUAUUUUGGAAAAAGCAGCCAAAUUCAACCGAAGACCUCUUCCACCCAACCUGGACAAACUAUUGCAGCCCGAGACGAGUUGCGAAUCGAUUGAAGACGUUUCUGUGUUUGACUUGUUUAGGGUGCCAUCUUUAAGGAAAAAAACAUUCUGUCAGUUCAUGAUUUGGUUCAGCGUAUAUUUGGUGUAUUACGGAUUGGUGCUUAAUCUUGGAAAUAUUGGAGGAAAUCUAUACAUUAACUCGGCUCUACAAGGCGUAGUCGAGAUCCCUGCAAUAGUAAUCAGCAUCUAUUUUCUUCUCAAGAAAGGUAGAAGGUGGCCACUUUCCCUAACAAUGAUUACAUCUGGAAUAGCCUGCAUACUCACCUUCCCCAUAUACUUCCUGGACAGUAAUCUCCAGUGGGUAAUAACUUCACUAACGAUGAUUAGCAAGUUCUGUAUCAGUUCGUCAAAUGCGACUACGCCUGUUUUUGCAGCCGAACUGUAUCCAACUACUAUCAGAAAUAUUGGCGUAGGAGCUGCCAAUGUCUCAGCUGGGAUUGCUUUAAUGUUGGUACCAUAUUUGUGGCUACUGUCUUCCUUCCAUCCAAGUCUGCCCAUGACAGUCUUAGCAGCAUUCGGCAUAUUGGGGGGUCUUUGCGUUCUGCUUCUACCUGAAACAAAAGGUGUUCCAUUACCAACUACGAUCAAACAAGAAAUAGAAGGACGGAAGAUGUCACUAGCUGGACCCAACAAGAAGAUUAACAACAACUGUUCAGCAUAGCGGCUACUGCAGGGGAAAUAGUGUACAAAAAGACAAGAGACUUGCCUCAUGAACAAAUCUAAGUAUGAAUACAUUGUCUUAGACCAGAGGUUCUCAAUCUGUGGUACAUGUACCACUGGUGGUACAUAUCAUUAUUGGCGGUGGUACACAAAACACAGAAAAAAUUAAAAUAGUAGUACUUAGUAAGUAUUGAUAAUACAAUUUAAAAAUAUAGGUGGUACCAAAAAUAAUAAAAAUAACUGUAGGUGGUACAUCACUCAAAAAGGUUGAGAACCGCUGUCUUAGACCAAUCAGGCAUUAUGUACUUAAUGUAAAAAAUGUGCAAUUAUUAAGUAGUGGUACAGUUCUGAACAGUGUUAAUAGAAAUACUCUAUAAUUUUUUAAAUGAAAGUUUUGAUCCCUAGAACUAAACUUAAAUAUAUAUUGUUCAUUUCAAAUCAAAUGUGGUAAACGACUUUUAAAAUAUAUGUAAAGGUAAGCGACUAAAUACUCCUUAAUCCAUUUAUAUUUAAUGUUACGAUAAGUAUAAAUAUGUAACAAUUUAUAUUUAACUAAAACAAAAUGGGCGACAGCUCAAACAUUGUUUGCAAUGCCAGAGUAUAAGAUUUAUGUAGCCGAUAAUAUAAUAAUAGAAAUAAAUCGAUAAAAAUUAUAACUUGU
Diabrotica virgifera virgifera (western corn rootworm) is the source of this 2644-nucleotide messenger RNA. Its product is annotated as organic cation transporter protein-like. The transcript is spliced from 8 exons. Gene Ontology annotation, molecular function: transmembrane transporter activity. Gene Ontology annotation, cellular component: membrane. Lineage: Eukaryota; Metazoa; Arthropoda; Insecta; Coleoptera; Chrysomelidae. The record is from RefSeq and is a predicted model, not a curated record. The coding region runs from base 242 to 1984 and encodes 580 amino acids. Gene Ontology annotation, biological process: transmembrane transport.